AUGAACCAAAUUCUCAACCCCAAUAUCCAAAAACCCUAUCCAAAAUGGACAAAUGAGGGUGUCCAGGUCAGCCUAGACAAUGGACAGUCCGUCGUCCAAACCCCCGGUACAAUACUCAAACAAUCCACCCACCCACCGCUUGGGAGCAGCGAAGGCGUCCUUGCCGCCAUGGGGAGCAGCGAAGGAGCUAUGCCACCGCCCUUGAGACAAACCACGAUGACCAAGGACAUGUUCAUCACCACAACCACCACCACAACCACGCCAACCGCACACACAGUCCAAGAACAUGUUCACCACCACAACCACCACCACAACCACGCCCACCACGCACACAGACCCAAUGCUUCUCCCCCUCCUCUUCGGCCGCCCCCCUCGCCCUCCCCCUCCCUCUCGAACUUCUCCUCCUCCCCCACCCUUCUUCCAAUUCUUGAUUAUCUUGUCGUCAUUCGGCCCCCAUUUGCAUAUUCCACAAUUCUGCCCCCCCAUCGCGCCUCCUCUUCCGUUUUCCGCGGUCAAGAAGCUGUCCGCGAAGGUCAAGGAGGUCUUCACCCUUCCCGCGUUGGCAGGCAAUACCCCGGCCACACCAACGAAGCGUGCGCCCCCAGCCUGGACGACAAUGACACGAGCGACGUCCUUGGACAACCACCCCAAACCAACAUCAAAAAAGACACCCCACCUCCGGUGCCAGGCCCAGCCUGCGUUCGCUGCCCGUUUCUCUACCCCAGUUGA
Molecule: messenger RNA, 729 nt
Organism: Sordaria macrospora k-hell
Lineage: Eukaryota; Fungi; Ascomycota; Sordariomycetes; Sordariales; Sordariaceae
Source: RefSeq, a predicted model, not a curated record